AAAAAAAAAAGAAAAUUGAACUUGAAAAUGGAUACUACUUUUUUAAAUUAUUUUUGGCAAUUAGCCUCAUUAGAUGUUGAAGAACGUCAAAAUGCAGCCAAGGAGUUAAUAAUUCAUUUACAUAAAUCAUAUCAACAAUUCUCAAAGUUCGAAAAAGUAUCUGAUUUUAAGGAUAUCAGAGAUUUUUCGGGGUGAUUAUUCAGUUGAUAAAUUUUUAGCGGUCAAAGUAAAAAUUUUUUUGGUAUUAUUGUUCAAAUAAAUAUUAUUUAUUAAUUGGUAGAGCCAUCGAGAUAAUUAAAAAAGUGGGUGGGCCUGAUGUGGCUUAUGCUAUGCUUCGAUUGACGAAGGGAAUUACUAGUCCUCGAGCAGGCGCUCGACAUGGUUUCGCGCUGGCAUUAACGGAGCUUCUUGCUAGUUUUGAGUUCUUUACAUUUAAGAUGAUUCUUCCGUUAAUUGACAAAAACUGUCCGAUGACUUCUUCCAAAGAUAAAGAAGGAUCUGAUAAAAUUUUUGGACGCGUUUUAAGUUUUGUAUCGGUUAUGAGAUCUGGUAUUCUUUGGCGUGAAACUUCAUCUGAUGAAGAUUAUCGUGAAGUGAUCAAUGGUUUAUUGGCUUGUGCAAAUUGUAAACCAUACGUUAGAGAAACAUGCUAUCAAGUUAUUGUUUCAAGCAUACCAUCAUUGAAAAAAACUUCAUUCGACGAAAAGGCUAUUUCUCACCUUAUAACGGUUAUGAAAGAACGUAGUGAUAAAAGUGGUGGUAUUAAUAACCCUGACGAUGUUAAUUUGGCUAUAGUUAUUGAAGCACAAUACCCGGACAUAAUACAAAGCAGCCAGUGGAAACAAGUUAUGGUUCAUAAUGUUGGUGUUGAUUCACGUACGGCGAAAUGGCAUAAGCCACAUAUACUCCAUCCCAAAAACUUAGAAAAGUUGACAGAAGCCAUUCAAGCAAAGUCCAGCAAAUCUGCGACCGAAAUUCAACAGAACCAAGAGAAUCGGAUUCAUUCUGUGUGGGAUACAAUUCUCUGUUGGAUUAUUUCUCCUUCUAAUGAUAAACCUGGAAAUCAAACAGUUACCUUUGAGCAAUUUUGGAAGGUGGUUGUGGAUGAAUGUCUUUUUGAUAGCGAUACUACGCAUCAACGUAAAUUCUGGGGAUUUCAAUUAUUUGAGAAAGCCCUUAAAUUAUGUCCUGAAAAGAAUACCUCCUCGUUAUUUACACCUAACUUUAUGAGGACCUUGAUAAAUAACUCUUAUGAGAAAAACCGUUAUUUGCAUGAAGCUGCAAUACGUUCGCUGAAGGUUAUUGAACAAGUCAGUGACGAAAAUCAUCAGAAAGCCUUGGUUAUAGUUAAACAAUUUUUGGGUCAAUAUUAUGAUCAAGACUUUGAUAAAACUAGUGCUAAUAUAGUCAAGAGAAUACUUAGUGUUGUCAACAAUCAAACAAUUGAGGAGUGUAUUCUAUACCUGAAAAGUAUUUUUAUACAGCCUAGUGAAAAUUUAUCGGGUGAUAGUGAUACGACAGAACAACAGCGACAAUGGAUCAUAAAUUAUUUAUAUUCACUUCUAAAAGAUUCUCGAAUCAAUCGCCAAGAAGGCUGGUUGUGUUUGGUUUUAGAAUUAUUUCUUAUUUAUGGAUUUUAUAUAGCAAAAGAUACAUUUAUAAAUGAUAAACCGAAAAAUAAUAAGGUUGAAAUUAGCUCUCAAAAUAAAAAAUUAAAAAAACGUGAUUCGAAAAGGGUAAGGUUUGAAGAUCAACAAAACGCCGAGAAUAACUCAAACACGGAUAAUUCCCAAGAAAAAAUCACAGAAAAUAUAUUACCUAAAGCAAUAAUUAGUGAAAAUACUCAAGAAUGUUGUCGGGCAAGGUUCUUUCAUGCUCUUGGUGAAUUGAGCACUUUCCGCUCUUUACAAAGUGAUAAAACGGAAAAACCUGUACGUACUCGUGGUGGUUUUAUGAGCGAUGAUCAAUCGUGGGCUUUCUACGCUGUAACUUUGAUGAAUAAAUUUGAGAAUGACAGUCAACUUGAGCCUUUAAUUGUUUUAAGUGAAGAAGCACUACGCCUAAAGAAAGCAGCAGUUGAAUUGCUACAAAAAAUUACAAAAAAGUUAGAAGGAUCAAAGAACGAAGGAUCUCAAAAAUCUAACCUUUACAUCCAACUGGAAGGUUUUCAUUGGUUAUUUUCUUAUGCUAUUCUCACAUUAUAUAUAGAACCGGAAGAAGCAAUGAAUGCAUUGGAGGAUUUGCAAGUAUGUUUUAACAAAAUGUUUGUACAAUCGAAAAGAUCACUUAAGAAGAAAAAGACUGAAAAGACUGAAGAAAACGCCGAAGAAAAUCAUGAUCCUAUUGACGUAAUUGUAGAUGUUUUGCUUAGUUUUCUUGCAAAACCGUCUGCAUUUUUACACAACAUGACAGAACAAGCUUUCAAAGUUUUUUGCGGCGGCAUUACGAAAUCUUCUUUGGAUUUAAUGUUGGAUCUUAUAAGUAAAAAAGGGAAUGUUGAAGAAUUAGUAGAUGAGAUGGAUAUAGAUGAGGAAAAUAAUGAUGAUUCUUCUGACGAAUCCAUUGAGCACGAUUCAGAUAAUGAAGAAACUGAUAAUGAGAAAAGAGAAGUAAAGGAUCAAUCUGUGAUAGAAAUUGGCCAACAGGAUAAACAGCAUGAAAAUGAAGAUAGUGAUGAGGAUCAAAGUAACCAAGAUAAAAUUAUGGAGGAAUUUGAUUCUAAAUUAUCCGAGUUUUUCAAACAAAAGAAAUUCGAGAAGAAAAAAAGGAAAGAUGCUAAAUACCAAAGAAUUCAUUAUAAACACAAAGUCAUUGGAUUGUUGAAAAUUUUUGUUAAGGAACAACCACAUAAUCCACUUAUUUUUGAGUUAAUCGUUCCUUUGCUUGAGAUAUCAAAGAAUGCAAAAACUGAUGAAAUUUCCAAGAGCGCAUUUGAUCUAAGUACUAAAAUUAUUGUAAUAAAGGAUGGUCCCACCGAAUUCGAUGAAAAUAAAGUGCUUACUUUAUUAGAAAAAGUUCAGGAUAUGGCUCGUAAAUCAAGCUUUGGUGACAUGAUGAAAUUGUGUUGGAAUUCUAGUGCGUUCCUGCUUAAAUCUAUGGUUCGACGUUAUAAAUAUGAGAACAUUCCAGGGGAGGUCAUGAAUCAACAACAUAUUAAAAAGGCCAUUGCUAUUUAUGAAUCAACAUACAAGAGCUGGUGUGUUAAAUCGAAUUCUUUGAAUAUAAAGUGUUUUUCACAGUUGCCUAAUCAUAUUCCUCAAAUACCAUGGCAUUUAUCUGAAAUAUUCCUUGGAUGUGCUGAUCCAAAGAUAGCAAAGAAUCCCAACAAGGUUAUGAAUGCUUAUGAUGUGUCAUAUUCUAUUUUAAAUAUUGCGCUACCAAAGAAAAGUCGGGAAUCCGAAAGUGUUGACAGCACAAUAUCUAAAUUAGUGCCAAAAAUAAGGGAAGCUUUAAACAAUACUCUUCAAUUUGUUGCUGGAGACUUAAAAUGUGGCGACCAAACCUUUGAUUCUCAAACAUUAAAAUCGAUUCUGAAAUUCGCUAGUUUUGCAAUUAAAAGGACUAGUGUUAAAAUACCGAUAGAAGAGCGUAAGAAAUUAUGGAAUGCAAAAAAUUUUUUACUUCUACUUGAGAAGAUUAAAGAACUACCAAGAUUUAAAUCUUCUCAGGCCAUUAAUGGUUUAGUGAAGGAAAUUACACGUAAUUUUUAAUAGUUAUGAAAUUGGGAUAUGGUUUUUUUCUUCGAAAUAACUUAGCAAAAAAUUAUACAAAUGUUUUGUAUUAGUUGUAUCGUAUUAUUACGGAGCCUUUUUUUUUAAAAAAAAAAAUUUUUAUCGUCUAGAAAAUGAUAUUCACACCGAAAA
This is a messenger RNA of Rhizophagus irregularis DAOM 181602=DAOM 197198, 3863 nucleotides long. The record is from RefSeq and is a predicted model, not a curated record. NCBI's taxonomy places the organism in Eukaryota, Fungi, Glomeromycota, Glomeromycetes, Glomerales, Glomeraceae.